Messenger RNA from Amphiprion ocellaris (clown anemonefish), 11865 nucleotides. RefSeq lists its product as uncharacterized. The transcript has 17 exons. Lineage: Eukaryota; Metazoa; Chordata; Actinopteri; Pomacentridae. Bases 434 to 11317 code for a protein of 3627 amino acids. The record is from RefSeq and is a predicted model, not a curated record. Gene Ontology annotation, cellular component: nucleus. Gene Ontology annotation, biological process: DNA-templated transcription.
AUACGAGCUUGCAGUAUUUACUACUUAAGUUGGUAUUGUCGUAGACAAUUGGCUUUGCAGGGUAUUGCAUUUAUUACCGGAUAGUGAAGCAGCUAAUUUUAGCGGUUAGCUCAGUGAGCUACAGAGAACAAUGUCGGCCGCCAGCAGAAACAGGACUCCUCUGCUGCCUUCCUUUAUGGAGUAACUUGCGGAGGACGUUUCCUUUCUGCGGUUUCACAGUCGACUGAUAGUAAAAUUAGUAAGGCCUGCUGUUUCGUUUCUGUUUUAAUAACGAAUGUUAGUUAAAUUUAAAGCGUAGGGACACUGGACUUCGCACCUGCAUAUUGCUAGGUAUACGAAGAGAAGUGGAAUGACGCAUCUCAUGUCUUGAAGACGCUUGGCUUUGGCAGUCAUCUGCUUGUAGGUUUUAGAGGUCUGGAUAGUGUUGCGACCUAUGGAUGUCAGCAUGGAGCCAGUGGAAAAUAAAAAUGCCAUUGAUGGUGGGAAUAAGUCAGAGGACCAGCAGAGCCAGUCAGAAGACGCAGAGUCAAGUGUUAGGCCAACAUUGUCACAGGUUAGAAAGUCCUGGGGGUUCAGACGGACAACCAUUGCUAGAAGGGAGUUUAUGGAUGAAGUCGGAGACCUAUCGCACAGUCCUCCAGUUGUUCGUCGGGGCAGAGGUCGUAGAACCAACCAGACACCCCAAACCACUACAGAGACCUCCUCUACAGAGAAACCUGCUCGAACAGCUAGGAGUGUUUUAGAUGACCUCCAGUGGUCUGCGCCGUCCUCACCUGUCUCAGAGGAUAGCAAGCCAGCCUCAGAAGCUUCUGCUGGAGGUAGUCUGGAUCCCAGCUUAUGGCAGGAUUUUGGGUCUGCCUUCCAUACAGCCUUCUCAUUGCUAGGGGGGGAUGGGAGCCUGUCCGUGACAAUGUCGGAUGCACUGGCAGUGCCCAACAUUUUAGAAGCCACUGAUGCCAUUAAAAUCCCCGAUCCACAGGCUAUAGACGAAACUGAGGUGCCGGAUAAUGUGGGUGACAUGGAGAUGAAUCUGCCGGUUACUUCUGAAAAUGUGGCCGGGAUGGAGAUCAAUGAUGUGAUUUUCAUCUCUAGUCAAGAAGAAGACAGUGAUGACAUGACUCUGAUACAAAUUAAGGAGCAGCUGGCUUCUAGUGGCAGGCAGGGAGAGACAAAGGCAAGAGGGGGGAGAGGUGGCAGAGGAAGGGCCAGAGGAAGGGGUAGAGGCAGAGGAAGAGGUAGGGGAAGGGGUAGAGGCAGGGGAAGAGGGAGGGGCAGGGCAGCGGCGCUUCGAUCAAGCAUUGCAAAUGAUGAGGACAAUGAAGAUGAUGUGAUGCUUGUUUAUUCAACUGAGCAGCGACAUUUAGAGGAAGCAGAAAAAGAAAAUUAUCCACACAUCCCUCCUGAAAUACAUGUAUCACCCCCUCACUCUGAUAUUGCUGUGAGUCCUGCUCAACUAUCAAGCUCAGACUGCAUAAUCAUAGACAAUGAUUUAGACCAAAUUACUGAUGUAAUUCCUGGGCAGUAUGAUGAUGCGCCAGAGGAGGAGAUGGAGACAAAAGAUGCUACGAAUAUAGGAGAACAUUCAAGCAUAUCAAACACUAAGGGAUACGACUCCAAUGCUUUGUGCUGCAUCUGCCGACAGAAGCAAGACAAGAGGGUCAUGAUCUGCUGUGACAGUUGCCAGGAGUGGUUCCAUGGUGACUGCAUUGGCAUCAAUGAGACACAGGACCAUCAGAUGGAGAGGAAUGGGCAAGAGUACACUUGCCCUCCCUGCAGUAUGAAGAAGCUGACCCAGCUCCAAUCCGAGUCCCACCCUCAGCCAGAACCUGAAUAUAGCUCUCCUGAGUGCUUGACAUCAGUUCCUCCUGGUGAUGAAGGGUUGCGGCAAGAGGAGCAGCGAGCAAUAAAGGAGAGUGCAUUGAUUGAUGACAAAGAGGAGAAGGAGGAGGAGAUUCCUGUGGCAAGGCCAGAACCUGAACCUGAAGUUGAGAUGGACACGGACAGCUCUUUUCCUCUGUGCAUUGGGCCUGGCUGCUCCAAACAAGCAUUACCAGAUUCUGUUUACUGUGGCACUGACUGCAUCCUUCAGCACGCCGCUUUCACUAUGAAGACACUCUCUGGCCCAAAGGUGCCUAAGUCAAAAGGAUGGGCCCAGAGGAAAGGUGCCCCAGCCAGACCUGCUGCAAAGGUGCAGAGGUCAGUUCGGGUAUCAAAGAGGUUGGCAGAAAAAGCUGAGGAGAAGGGUGAAGCAGCGGAAAGAAGGGAGGAUGAUGGAGAGCAGGAGGCAGCUGCAUCUCCUACAGCCUUUGACAACAGUCUCACAGAAGUACAGGCCACUUCCAUACCAUCAUCUAAGUUUUACACAACGUCUAAUGAUGACAGUAAACAGGAAGAGGCUGACAGUGAGGCUGCAUCUCCUUCAACACAAUGUCCAGAGGAACCACCGACAGAUAUGGCUCUGCUUUCCCAGCCUGCAACCAAAGCAGCCCCACCACAGAGCCACUCUCAAGAAAAAGCAAAGGAACCGGUUAAUAGCAGUGUGCCAAAGCAUGAAACUGAAGAAUCAGGUCCCUCCAUGCCAUGCACCACAGCAAAAUCUAGUCCGACCACACAAUCCCCAACCACCUCAGCACCCAGACAUCACCAGACUGGGGCCCUCGUGGUCACUAAGACCACUUACGUCAUACCAAAGAAGCAGUCUGGCUCUCAGUCUCCAUCCAGCCACGUACCAGCCACAGCAUCAUGCCAGAAGCCUUCCUCAGCCCCCAUAAUGCUGAAUGAAACCCGAAAUCUGCCUGUGUCUCCUGCACCCAGUGCACCUUCUUCCAGACCCUCUCAGCCCAAUACGCAGGUCAGACAGAGCAUUCAGCGCUCUCUCAGCAGCAUCCUGUUCAAAAGGGUGUGUGAUUGUGAGGAUUUGGAGAUGUCUGAGAGUGAAGUUGCAAAGCUUGUCGCAAACAUAGAGAUGGAGAUGUUCGACAUAUUUCGCAACACAGACAGCAAAUACAUGAACAAGUAUAGAACUAUAAUGUUCAACCUGAAAGACCCAAGAAACAAGGGCUUACUGUAUCGGGUUGUACAUGGAGAAAUCGGUCCCUUCAGACUGGUCAGGAUGACCCAGAAGGACAUGCAGGCUACUAAAGCACCUGAGCCAAAGGCAAAAGAAACAACUGAGGUUAAGGAUGUAGCUGCUAUAGCCACAUGUUUGCAAAAGCCUGAAGCAGUGAAGGUUGAUUUGCCCAGUUUGAAUCCAACCAGGCCUGACAGAAGACCUAAUGGCACGGAACAGAAGAGAAGUCUUCCUGCUCCUGCUCUCAAGACCAGAGCAAGCCAACCAAACCAGACCAGUGCUGUGCCAGAUAUUCUUGCCUGCAUGCUUAAAGACACAACAUCAGAGCACAAAACUCAUCUCUUUGACCUGAAGUGCAAGAUAUGCACAGGUCAGAUACAACUUGUGGAAGAGGGGGAACCAGCAAAGAAAAAACCCAAAGUAUCUGUAUCAAGAGACAAACAUGCGCCAUCUUGGAGAAAGCCAGCAGGAGGUGAUUCCCCUCUGCGAGCACCAACUGACUCACCUGACAUGGAUUCUCCAGCAUCUUCUCUACUGGAACUUUCAUCCCACUUUAUUAUUGACCCUUCACCACUGACUAUUGUAGAAUCACCUGCUUCUCCUAUAAUGGAUUCUCCAGCAUCCCCUACUUUAGAGUCUCCUGCUUCCCCCAUCAUGGAGUCCCCUGCGUCCCCAACUCCAGACACUUCUAAAGCUGCUUCACAAAAGAGAGAAUAUACACCAGUUGUAAUUCCAGCUGUCUCCACAGUCACAAUCACAAGACGUGACCCCCGCACGGCAGCAAACAGGUUCUCUGCUUCAUCCAGUAGCACCUCUCAUUCCAGUAACACAACCCAUAACAAAGGAGCUCCUUAUGUCCCUAUUAAAGAGGCUACUACCUCACAUUCGGCACCAGCAUCCUCACGACCACCAACAAAAACAUUACCUAAAUCAAUCUUAAUGAAGCCAUCUUCCACUGCAGAUCCCCGACUUUAUGGCACAUCUUCAAGGACCUCUGACACCCCAGCUGAUGUCCAGACCACUCAGUUCCUGGCUAAGCAAGACAUAUUGUGGAAAGGCUUUUUAAACAUGCUGAGUGUAGCCAAGUUUGUCACCAAGGCAUAUAUGGUUUCAGGACCUGCUGAAAAUCUUAAAGCGGACCUACCUGAUACCAUACAAAUUGGGGGACGAAUCAUGCCUGAGACUGUGUGGGACUAUGUUACAAAGCUAAAGACCUCUCUUACUAAGGAAUUAUGUGUGAUCCGGUUUCACCCUGCAACAGAGGAGGAAGAGGUGGCAUAUGUCUCCUUGUUUUCAUAUUUCAGCAGUAGACGUCGUUUUGGUGUGGUUGCCAAUAUUAGCAAUUCCAUCAAGGAUGUCUACCUUGUUCCACUCAGUGCAAAGGAAUCAAUCCCAUCCAUACUGCAACCUCUUGAAGGACCAGGAUUUGAAAAAAAACGGCCUAAUCUUCUUCUGGGUCUGGCAAUUGUCCAGAGGGCAAAACGUCCAGGAUGCCUGCCUCAGGAAACUGAGGAGAAGAGACCUAGGGUUCACAUGUCCAAAGAUCCUAUGUGGAUACCAAAACCACCUGUCCUCUAUGGUUCUGACAAAUUGGAGAUAUUCCAACCCUAUGAUCCAGAGACUCCUGCUAAUACCACUCCUCCUGCUUCACCACCUUGCCCUGGGUCACCAUCAGACUCUUCCUCUUCUGGUUCAGUUACCAUGCCCUCUGUUUUGACCUCAGUUAGAGCGACUCCCCCUGUUUCUACCUCAGCGACUGUUGUUGCCACACAGUCCACUUGUAAUAGCAUCUCUGAAAAGGAUCUCACCACAUCAUCCAGUGACAAGACACCACUAAACACUAUCUUGAAGACUUUAUUUGGCAAUAAGCAGUCUGACUCCACUGUCUCAUCUGAUGGAAAUUCUGCAAAAACAACAUUAAGUGCUAAGAAGAUGCCAGUGUUUAAUCAGGUGUCUGGAACAAUGGUGGAUCCAAUUGUCCAACAGUAUGGACAGCAAUCUAAAAUCAAAGAGAUAGAAGUAGAGGAAAAUGAACUUGAUCGACCAUACGACCCAGAAGAAGAGUAUGAUCCAACAUUGGGAUUUAAAACGGUUGCUCCACAGACCAUGAAAAAAAUUAAGGCAGAUGAGCCCACAUUAUCAGGCGUUGUGGAGGAAGAUGUGGCCUAUGAUCCAGAGGAUGAGACUAUCUUUGAAGAUAUUCAAAGUGGUAUUGCUGUAAAAAGGCCCCCUGUUCCAACUAAAACGUUAGAUCCUUCAUUAGGUCCAACAGAAGUUCCUUCUUCUACUCCAGCACACACUUCUGUUCAAGCUGCAGUAAAAGCGACCCUUCCUGCAGGCACUGUGGUUGUCUCAGCUGCAACACUCAGUGAACAACAGCGAAUGCUUGAGGAGCUCAAUAAGCAAAUUGAAGAGCAAAAAAGACAGUUGAAAGAGCAGGAAGAGGCACUACGUCAGCAGAGAGAGACUGUGGGUAUGUUCAUGGCUCAUUUUUCUGUUUCGGAUUCCCUGAUGUCACCCCCAUCAAAAUCUUUGCCCCUCAGCCAAUUGUCAUCACUGCAGAGUGGCAAAAUGCAAACAGACUCAAAGCUUUCAGAUUCAACAGACAGUACUGCCAACCUUACAGAGACUGUGGAAAAUUCAAAUAUGGAUUCACAAAUUGUUAAGCUGGAAGACACAACUGCUGUCCAUAAUUUAAUAAAUGAUAUGGAAACUGUUGCUGAGCAAGAUGAUACACAGGAAAAUAUUGAGAAAUGUGACAAAUAUUCCUCUGCUGGAGAGAUUGAAGAUUCUGAUGUGGCCUAUGAUCCUGAAGAUGAAUCACUUUUUAAUGAAAUUCAAGAGGAUGUAUUUAAAGGCACAAGUAUAAAUGCCAGUGAUUCUUUGUCAAGAGCAGGGCAUAGUGGUGGUCACAAAGGUACGUCUCCGAAUUCAUACCACAGCAGAAAGCGAAGGUCGUCACCAAAGAGGCGGAGUCAUCGUGAAAGGGACCACCAUAGAAGUCCUUCAAGAAAGUCACAGCGACGUUCUCCUUCACACUCCCGGCGACGUCGAGACAGGGAUAGACACAGAAGAAGUGAAAGGGACAGGUCAAGGCACCGAGUUAGAGAGCCAUCUGAAAGGCAAGGACGCCAUCGUAAGGACCAUAGUACGCGCCGACAUUCCCAUGGACGUAGAAGGUCCCCGUCAUCUCCUCGAAAAAAAGAUUCUGUGUCCCUUUCUCCAAAGCCGCACAGAGGACCCUUUCCUCAAGUCCCUGGAAAAUCAAAACAUGCAACUGCUCUGGACUCUGUUGAACAAUUUGUAGAGAGUAACACGUCACCAUCUUCGCCAGUUACUGUUAAAAAAGAACUUGAUGGACCUCAGUUAGAAUUUAGUCUUGUUGAGAGUUCUGAAAAAGAUUUUAUUUCUUGUUUACAUGCUAAGCUUGAGCCUUCUGAACCACCAAAAUUUCAGGAGCUUCAAAAAAAUUCCAUUCCACAUCCUUCACUCAGCGGGUCUUCUACACAGGUGGAUAAACCCUCUCAACAAGAAACUCUGCACAAAAACAAAAUUGAAAAUACAGUUCCACUAAGAGAAAUUGAUCCACCCAUUCGAGAUUCUCCUCAGAGCCCCGAUCCAGAACCACAGUUUGUGAAACCUAACAACAUAGAAGCGCAUGACUUUGUUAAGACUGAGGAAAUCCGAGAUCCCCAGGAGCAUACCAGUGUCCCAUUGCCAUUUGGUCAAGCUGAAAAUAAUUGUCUACCCAUUGGUGGUCAAGCAACAAUGUCCAAUAACUCAUGUCCUGCUGUUGGAGAGCCCGUAUCAAAUGCAAGGAACUUAGUUUUUAGAGGUGUAGAUCUAAAAGUCCCUGGUGACAGAGGCCAAUGUGUGAUAAAGAUAGAAAAUCAGAUGUUACCAGAAAAUCCUGGCUUAAGAGACCCUCAAAGGAUAAGUCAAGGGGGAGGACAUCCAAAUCCAACUACACACUCAGAUACACAGAGUAUGAGUGUUCCAGGGAUUAUGAAUCCAAGAUCAGAUAUGAGAGAAACUGGACAUAGGGGGCCACAGAUAGAUUCAGUAAUCCAUGGUCAUUUACUAGGUAGGCUUGUUCCUGAUAAUGGAGGCUCAGGGUCAAGAGAUCCUUUUUCAGCAGUGUAUAAUUUGAAUACAGAUUCAAGGGCACCAGUUGUAGCUGAUGAGAGAACCCAAAAUGUUAGUUGUCCAGAGAAAAGUUUACAGUGUCUAAAAACUCAGAACAGAUCACAGGUAGAAAAUCCAGAUGGCAAGGCAGAUGUGAUGAAAAUAGGGACAAAGAAAUCAUUUGGGGGUCCACAGUUAGAAGAUUGGCUUCCAGAUAUAGGAGAAAGAGGACAAAAAGAUAGAGAUGAAAGCCAACAUUCUGAGGCUUUGAGAUCUGAUGUGACGGGUGGGGGUGUAAGAGAUUCGAGUACAUCUUUUAUGGGCUCAAGAAGAGUUCAGAGGCAGUCAAGGCACGAUGGCAGUCCAGCUUUAGAAGAAAGGGGCUCCCAGAAUAAAGGCUUUCAGCCACGUGAAAGAGAUGUACCCUUGAGCAGGGGAGCUGGUGUUCAAGAAUGGAGUUUUGAUUCAAAUACAUCUAUAGGCUCGGAGGGAAGACUUCAAAUGGGAGAUAGAUCAGCAACAACAGGUGAAAAACAGGGAGCACAAACAGGUGUGCAUAUGAGAGCACCAGGACCAAACCUAAAUUAUAAAAACGGUGAACCUAACAUGUCUUUCAUUGAACAAGAGGUCCCACAGCCAGAUGUAGAGUUAACAAGGAGCGUAGAUGGCCCUGAUACAAGAGAAUCAGAAAUUAUGCAUGAAACAGGAAGGCCAGAUAUGACUGGAAUAAAUCAUAAGGGACCUAGUCAAGAUGUCUGUGGCAUAGGAUGCACAGAUACAAGAGUUGAUAGAAGAAGCUCAGGUAGAGCUAGUGGAGAAACAGGCCCUAACAGGAGGAAUGCUGUCAUGCAAGAAGGAAAUACACAAAGCCAAAAUCUAGAGAAGAGAAAUGAACAAAUUGGCCCAGAAGUCAGAGACAUGCCAAACUUUACAAAUCCCGAUUGGAGAGGUCCAGGACCAAGUGUUGUUGGUCCUGAUGUAAGGGGUCAGAGGAAUCAAAAUGAAGGCCUAGGUCCACAUAUGAGGGACCCAGAUUGGAAAGGGCCAGGACCGGACGUAAGAGAUAAUUGGAAACCAACAGAGCCAGUCAGAGUAGGGUCAUUUAUGCAAGAUGACUGGAGAGUCCAUCAGUCUGAUAGGCCAGGCCCUGACAAGGAGAGCCAGGGGUCUGAGAAAAGAAGUGCUGGAGGCUUAGGAUUUAGACAACCAGGGCUUAAAAUGAGAAGUCCAAUCAUGCAGGACCUGAGACAGGAUAGAAGAGGACCAGGAGGUCCGGAUUUCAUGGGACCAAGACCUGAAAGGAGAGGUUCUGACAUGGAGGCCCCCAUGCAUGACAGGAGAGAACACAGAGGUCCAGAGUUCAAAGGAUCUGAAUGGCAAGGUACAACUAUGGACAAUCAAGGACCUAGCUUGAGAGUGCCAGGAGGUCCACAAUUUGUGGGACCGGGACUUGAAAAUAGGGGUGUAGCCGAGGAGGGUAUUGGGCCUGACAGAAGAGGAACUGAGGGUCCACAUUUCAGAGGUUCGGGGCCUGAGCGGAAGGUUCCUUCUAUAGAGAGCCAAGGGCCUGACACAAGAGGGCCAGCAGGUCCAGAUUUCAGGGGGCCCUGGCCUGCAAGGAGAGGUCCAGAUAUGAUUGGUACAGGGCCUGAUAGGAGAGGACAAAGAGGUCCAGAUUUCAGAGAACCAGGUUCUGAAAAGAGAGGUCCCAAAAUGGAGAUUCCUGGAACAGACAGGAGAGGACAUGGUCCAAGUUUCAGGGUACUAGGGCCUGAAAGCAGAGGCUCAUCUAUGGAGGCUUCUGGACCUGAGAAAAGAGGACCUGUUGGUCCAGAGUUCAGUGACCCAGGGCCUGAUAGUGGAGGUAGAGCAGAUUUUUGGGGACCAGGGUCUGAAAGGAGUGGCCAUCCUAGAGAAGGACCAGGACCUGAAAGGAGAGGCCCCGCCACUGAGGGUCCAAGGACUGACAGGAAAGGACCUGGAGGUCCAGAUUUCAGAGCACCAGCUCCUGAAAGCAAGGAAUUACCAAUGGUAGGUCUUGGGCCUCAUGGUAGAGGUCAGGGAAGACCACAUUGUAGAGAGGGUCCAGGGCCUGACAGAAGAGGUUCAGACUUAAGGGGAUCAUUGGUGGAAAGACUAGGUCCUGGUACGGAGACGUCAGGGCUCAACAGGAGAGGGCCAGGAGGUCCAAAAAUGGGGAGACCAGUGUUUCGGCAUGAAGGUCCAAAUACAGAGGGUCUAGGGCCAGACAUGAGAGGUGCAGAAGGUUCAAAUGUUAGGGAAUCUGGGCCAGAAAGAAGACCUCCAUAUAUGGAAAAUCCACAGUCAGAUAGGGGAGGACCACACUUCAGAGGAGUGGGGCCUGAUGCAACUGUUAUGAGGGGUCAGUGGCCCACUAUGAAAGGUCCACGAGGUUUUAUAGCACCAGGUUGUGAAAGCAGAGUUCCAGACAUUGAGGGUCAAGGUCCCGAUAGACAAGAAACAGCAGACUCAAGCUUCAGAGAACCUGGGCUUGAAGGGAGAGAUGUAGAGGGCCCAGGACCUGACUGGAGAGUAUCAGGUGAUCCAAACUUCCAAGGUCCAAAUAUUGAAGAUGUAAGACAUGAAGGAAGUGGUGACUGGGAAGGGUCUGACCCUCUUUGGGAAAGCCCAGGUUUAGAGUUCCCAAGAUUUGAUAGACCAUGUCAGAAUUUUAGGGGUUCAAGACCUAUGAGGAGAAACUUUAGAGGACCACGGCCAGACUGGGACCAGGGCUGUGCACCUGAAUGGAGUGGCACAGGCACUGAGGAGCAAUGGUCAGAUGGAAGAGGGCCCAAUAUGGAGACUUUAGGAAUUGAAAGAGGUUUUUCAGAAGAUGAUUGGGAAAGAGAUCACAGUUGCAGUUCAGGGCCUAUUCAACAAUGUUCAGAUGAGCAGGACCAAGAACAUAGUAGACAAAGUCUUUGUACUGGAUGGAGAGGCCGUGGAAGAAGGGGACCAGGGCCCAUACAGGAAAGACCAAAUAUAUUUCCAGGACAUGAAUGGAAUGGCCCUGGUUGCAGGCGUCCAGGGCCUAUUCAGGAUAAUCAAGAUAUGGAAUGCCCAGGGCCUAGUAGAGGAGGACAUGUAAAUAAAUGGAGAGAGCCUAAAAGAGGUGGUACAGGGCCAUUUUUUAGAGGGGAAAGGGAAUCACACAAUAGAGAAACAGAAUCGGAUACACAAGGGCAUCCAGAUAUGGAGAAUGACUGGAGGCAGCCAGACUUCAGGGGACACACGAGAAUACCAAACGCUGAAAGACCUGAGGCAUAUAGGAGAGGGCCAGACUCGAUGAAUUCAUACCCGAACAGGAGAGAAUUAGAGAUGGAAGGUGUUAAUAGAAGAGGCCCAGGAGGCCCACAUGUAAGACCCCCGAGGCCUGGAACCACAAAUUUAAACCCUGAAGGUUUAGAGUCUGAAAGGAGAUUUUCAGAUUGUGGGGAGUUAGGAUUUGAAAGACAUUGUGUAGACAUCGAAAAUUCUGGACCAGGUAGAGAAUUUGAGCAGGAUUUUAGAAGGGAAAGGAGAGGUCCAAAAAUGAGAAGGCUAGGGCCUGAUGAAACAGAUAUGAGUUCAAAUUUUAGACAUGGAGCUGUUAGGUUCCCUGGGUCUGAUAGAAGAGGUCCAGACAGGAUGGACCCAAGGAGAUUUGAGCCAUCAGAUGUCAGAGGCGAAGACAUGAGGGAUUGGGAACCAGAGCGGAGGGGUCAAACAGACAGUCAUGAAAGACCAGGUCCUCAUCAGGAUACUAGUUUUCAAGACACUAGUGAUCCAUGUCCAGUACCGUUCAGUAAGUCUGUACGUCCAGGUCUAAACAGAGGAGGAAGAUCAUUCCCUGCUUUUGAUAACCAACAAAAUCCGCAACCCAUAAGAGCCCAGAGACCGAGAGGUGCCUUACUUCCCACUCCAACAGAGGGUCGCACACAUUUCCCAAAUCAUGUGAUGAAUCAUGAGGUCUUCAUGAAACAAAAACAAAUGGGUCACCCAACAGCCGUAGAGCUGGGUAGAGGUAGACCAGUCAGACGACAAAGAGGGUGGGUAAGAGGACAAGGACGAGGAAGUCCACCUAUAGGUGUAAACAGAGGAGGAGGAGAAGAAACUAUGUGAGGGGACAAUUAAACUGAUCAAUGGGAUUUAAAGGGUGCACAGUGACGAAAAUGGAAGUGACUGUCAUUUGGGCCACUAAUGCUGAUGUGCUAGACCUGCAGAAACCUGCCGAGCAUCACUACACUGGAUAAAAAAAUGCUUAAGCAUUACUUACAUUGAAUGUAUUUUUUUCCUCAUGGAAAGUGGUUUCCUUGUCUUACUGAAAUUUCAGCUUGACCUGCAGACAAAGCCAUGAGAAAAUCUGACAUUGUAAUUUGUCACCGAAAUGCUCAGAGGCAGAAGUAUUUGUGUUAGUUUGUUUUGUUAUAUUCAAAGUAGAUAUGUUUAAUUUGUUUCUUGAUUAUGACUGAAUUGCCGCUUAAAAAUAACUGAGCAUUUGUAAAUUCAACUUCAUGUGUAUUUCUUACUGGAAAUAGUCAGAAAUGUUUUGUACAGAACAUGUACAGUUUCUUUGUUUUUUAACAGCCAUAGUGUCAGUAGAAUAGCCUUAAUUAUGGCUUGUUUCACUGUUACAAUUCAAGAAAUCAAUAAAGUGGCAUACCUUUUAA